Molecule: messenger RNA, 1090 nt
Organism: Bombus impatiens (common eastern bumble bee)
Lineage: Eukaryota; Metazoa; Arthropoda; Insecta; Hymenoptera; Apidae
Gene: P32
Product: complement component 1 Q subcomponent-binding protein, mitochondrial
Exons: 5
Coding region: 155-958 (267 amino acids)
Biological process (GO): cytosolic ribosome assembly
Cellular component (GO): mitochondrial matrix
Source: RefSeq, a predicted model, not a curated record
UUGUUCUAGAAAUUACAAGGGGACGGUAGACUAUAUAGUUUAUGAAUUCGUGACGGUGGUAUUCAUCCUGCCUCGUGUUCGGUUUAUUAGAAAUCCAUUUUAUGCGUAUACCUAUACGAUUCGAAGAAAGCCAACGUUAGUUGUGAACAUUAAAAUGAAUGGAAUAAUAAGGAAGAUAUUAUGUUCGCCGGUAAUUAAAAAUUUGUAUACGGCAACUUCGACUACAGGAAUCGCAAGUAAUCAAUUAAGAACACUGUGGAACGAUUCUCGACGAAUCCAAAUCACACCUAUCACUUCGACAAAACUAUUUAAGCAUCCAAGUGUUUCUUGUAAUUUCGGUUAUUGUCGGCAUUCUCAUACGAAAGCUGAGAAGGAGCUUGUAGAAUUUUUAGCUGAAGAAAUCAUAGCAGAAAAGAAUGCACAAAAAUUAAAAACUAUUCCCACUCAAUUAGAUGGUUUUAAAGUCUCGCUUGAUGGGGCAGAUGUUAAUUUGGAAAAGAAGCAAGAUAAUGAAACAAUUAGAAUCUCAUUUAACAUAAAUCAUACUGUUGAUUCUGAUUCUGAACCUGAUGUUGAAAUGACUAGUGAUACUCCAGACAUUGGUGAUAUGAAAAGUAAACCAUCCUUCACAGUUGAUAUAGUUAGAGAAAAUCAGACUCUUGGAUUCACCUGUUCCUUUAACAAUGAACCUGGUGCAUCAGGUGCCAAUGAAAGUUAUAAUGACAUCUUUGGUAUAGAUGAAAUUACUUUAUAUACAGGAGAACAUUCUGACAAAGUGUAUGCCGUUGCUGGUGAAAUUAUUGAUGGGUAUCUAUAUGAUUUGCUGAUGAAUUAUCUCGAAGAGAAAGGCAUUUCAAACGAGUUUGCGGAGAAAUUGAUUGACCUGAGUACGAGUUACGAACAUACCGCGUAUGUUAGCUUAUUAGAAGGCCUUUCCAAAUUCACAUCACGAAAAUAAUUGUUAUUUUAAUUUCUACUAUAUUUACAAUUAAUUAGAUAUAGAGUAUGUUUAUGUGAAAAUAUGUUUAUAAUAAAUGCAUAUAACACCUAUGUUCAUCUUAUUGAAGUAAAAUGUAAUUUUGUAUUUGUA